AUGAGUUUAGGGGAGGAUUUGUUGGGUCUGGUAUUAGGGGAUAUUUUCCUGUGCUUUGGCAGCUUGGGGAUAUUUUCCCUAGACCCGGAGCAACUGAGGGAGAUUGCUAUUGACCUGGAGAGGAGCGGGCAGCAAUUUCUAUGGGUCGUGCGAGAUUCACCAUCGGGUGGGGACAAGCGAAAUGUCGACGUUUCGGUAAAGGAUCCAGACCUAUCGUUGGAGGGUUUGCUUCCUUACGGGUUUUUGGAGCGAACGAAAGUGAGGGGACACGUGGUGAAGUCGUGGGCUCCGCAAGUGGAGCAAGUGGAGGUAUUGGGUGACGAGUCGGUAGGUGGGUUCGUUACCCAUUGCGGGUGGAACUCGGUGCUGGAAGCGUUUCGAGCCGGGGUGUCGAUGGUGGUGUGGCCGAUCUAUGCGGAGCAGAAGUUCAAUCGGGUUCUACUAGUGGAGGAGAUUCAGAUUGCGUUGUCGAUAGUUGAGGUUAACGAGAGCGGGUUUGUGGAGGCGGCAGAGGUGGAGCACCGGGUCAAGGAGCUGAUGGAAGCGGAAGGUUCAGGGGAGCUAGUGAGGCGGGCCAUGGGGUGA
This is a messenger RNA of Linum trigynum, 585 nucleotides long. Lineage: Eukaryota; Viridiplantae; Streptophyta; Magnoliopsida; Malpighiales; Linaceae. The record is from the annotation of a GenBank genome assembly.